GAAGCACUUUAUAUCUGAUAAAUACUAGUAAGUUUUAGAAAGACGACACUUUCUUCUUGCAAAGGGACAGAUAACUUUCAAGAUGGCAUCUUUUGGGUUGCUCGUGAUGGCUCUUUCCUUAAGCCAGGUUUUUGCUGGGAUGCCUGGCUUUCAGCAAGAUCCACUGGCUAGUCCUCAGCAACCGGCUUCUUUGUUCGGGGAUAUGAAGUUAACAGCAAAACAGAAAUUGGCCGUGAAACUGGGGCGAGAUGUUGGAUCAGGUGGCAGUACAUUUGCAGGUAGCAACAAAGUGACUCUUCGAUGGCCAAAUGCUGUUGUCCCAUACACCAUCGACUGCAGUUUAGAGAACAUGCCAACUGCAUUGAAAGCCAUCCGUCUUGCUAUAAACCAAUGGGAAAGCAAAACCUGCCUUAGAUUUGUUCCAAGAACCAACGAGAACGAUUACUUGGAAUUUUUCAGGAACACUCAUUGUUGGGGCCACGUUGGACGAAUUGGAGGCAAAUCCCAGAUUUCAGUUGGAGAUGGCUGUGACUACGAGCAUGUUAUGGUACACGAGAUUGGUCAUGCAGUUGGAUUUUGGCACGAACAGAACCGAAUGGACAGAGACAGCUACGUCCAAGUUCACUGGGAAAAUAUCGAGGACUGGGUCAAGAGCGCAUUUGAUAAAGUAAAAGACUCAGAUGACUAUGGUGUACCUUAUGAUUAUGCUUCCAUCAUGCACUACCCAUGGCACGCCUUUUCAAAGAACGGCAAGGACACCAUGUCCCCCCUGAGGACAGUUACUAAGCAACCAUACAUUGAGCUCAGUGACGGUGAUGCGAAACAGACGAAUAGAAUGUACCAAUGCGGCACUUACAAAACGAAAAGAUCAUUGGGAGCCUGCGUGGACAACGAUAGCAGUGCCUCGUGCAAAGCUUGGGCUGACAACAACGGAUGCCGAACCAGUUCUUAUGUGCUCGAAAACUGUGCCAAGACCUGCGGAUCACCACUUUGCGACAGUAAUGCCGCAUGUGUUGACAAAUCCACUCAAUGCAAAGACUGGGCCGAUUGGGGACAUUGUGCACUGAACCCUACUGUCUUGUGGAGCUGCGUCAAGAGCUGCGUCCCGCGCUGUCAACCGGUUGUUACCCCACCCCCUGUCACUCAAGCACCAAGCACAAACACACCAGUACCACCAGUUACAAAUGCACCAAACACAGGACCACUACCAACAUCCAAGACUGGAGGUGUCAAACUGGGCAUUGGUUUACUAUGUCUCGACAAGCAUCCCGAUUGUCCAAAAUGGGCCGGAUGGGGAGAGUGUCAACGUAAUCCUGGUUAUAUGUUAAAAAAAUGUAAAUUAUCAUGCAACCAAACAGACUGCGACAGAGGAAUUCAAAAACCACCAGGUACAUGUAACGAGCCACUUGGCAUGGCCUGGGAUGGCAAAACAUGGAAACUUCCCGAUUCAUCCAUCACAGCAGCUUCUGUUCUUAGUCCAGGAAGUGGUUGGUCAGCCGCUGGACCCAAUGCAAGAUUGUACUACCAUGAUGAUCAUGAUAAUAAGAGAAUUGCAGCCUGGUGUGUGAAAUCAUGGGACGAUUUCAGACAGAAUCCAUAUAUCCAAGUUGACCUUGGAACAACCAAAAACGUCCAAUACAUUGCAACACAAGGACGAGACAAGUAUUUUGAGCGUGUCAGCCAAUAUAAAAUCUCGUACAGUAACGAUGGCUCCACCUUCCAACCAUACAUGGAGAAUGGACAAGAAAAACUCUUUGAUGGCAACUGCGAUCAUUUCACGCCCAUAUUGAACAAGUUUGAAAACAGAAUCUCGGCAAGAUAUCUCAGAUUGUACCCAACAAAAGCCAACUACCCAUGUAUCAGAAUGGAGUUCUACGGAUGCUGAGAACAACUGUAAAAUAAAGAAAUAAUUCAAAUGAAUUAUCAAUGAGAAAUAUGAUAUA
Molecule: messenger RNA, 1943 nt
Organism: Rhopilema esculentum
Lineage: Eukaryota; Metazoa; Cnidaria; Scyphozoa; Rhizostomeae; Rhizostomatidae
Biological process (GO): proteolysis
Molecular function (GO): metalloendopeptidase activity; zinc ion binding
Source: RefSeq, a predicted model, not a curated record